AUGAAGCUUUUCAUCUUGAGUCUUAUAUCUUCUUUUGUCCUGGUGCCUUUGGCCGUACACCCGAGGCUAUGGGAGCAUACUCCAGCACAUCCAUACGAGUACGAUUCAGUAGGAGAGGAGCAACCGUUGUGGAGGCCUUCAGACUCUGCUGACUCUCCGCCGCAAAUCGCCGAGCCGACCAGGGAGAGAAGGACGCGUCAUGUUCGAGCACGAGGGUUUGGACGGAGGUUUAGGCAAUGGCUUGGCCUCGAUCGCUCAAUGCGCAAUGCUCACCAAUCAGCUGAGACCGAAGCAUUCAUCAGAGAAUUACAAGCUGCUCUCGAGUGGUACAGCACAACCACUGGACCAACGAUCACGGCUAACGCCUUGGCGAACCGCGAACGGCAACACGAGUUGAUCGAUCAGUACCACCGAGCCCUAGCCGAAAUUCAAGCCAAAGCUGCUUUCGACAGCAACACCGAUAUUUUGGGAUAUAUGCCUUAUGGCGACCAACAAAAGUUACAAAUCAAAAUUGGACAAGUCAUGACAGCCUCAUUGGAAAAUGCUCUGGACUUGCUAGCCACCACAGACAGCCAACCAGGUGGGAGUGGUGGACUUGGCGGUAAACUUGGAAGAACCAGCAGCAAAUCAGAAAAGCUUCAGGACCAGAAAACCGGAGUUUACAAUCACGUGGACCAGCCUAACGUCGAUGAUGAUGAACAAACCGGAAUCAAUCACGACAGCAGCUCAACUUCUAUUCCCUCCGAUCAUAUAUUAUCACAAGUCCUAUGUGGUGAUUCAGCCAACAAUAUAUGUGGAAUUUGUCUUGUACCAUACAAGUCACCUACACGAGUUGAAGAGAAUAAGUGGUCUUUCACCAAAGUUGCAAAACUCAAGAAUUGCCCACAUUACUUCCACUUCCAAUGCAUUUAUAAGUGGAUGGUCAAGAACUUCCAUAAUAGCUGCCCAAUUUGCCGCAAAACAUAUCCUAAUCAUUAA
This is a messenger RNA of Puccinia triticina, 978 nucleotides long. RefSeq lists its product as uncharacterized. NCBI's taxonomy places the organism in Eukaryota, Fungi, Basidiomycota, Pucciniomycetes, Pucciniales, Pucciniaceae. Gene Ontology annotation, biological process: ubiquitin-dependent protein catabolic process. The record is from RefSeq and is a predicted model, not a curated record. The transcript has 2 exons. Gene Ontology annotation, molecular function: zinc ion binding; ubiquitin protein ligase activity. Bases 1 to 978 code for a protein of 325 amino acids.